CUCAAGAGUUUGGCCGAAUUGGAAUUGUUAUGUACUCACCUCUACGUAGGGACUGAUCUUUCACAAAGAAUAAAGGCUGAGAAAGCACUCUUGGAACUUAUCAACAGUCCAGAAUGUCUCAGCAAGUGUCAACUCUUAUUAGAACAAGGAACAACCUCCUAUGCUCAGCUCCUUGCAGCAACAUGUCUUUCAAAACUUACCAGCCGAAUCACUCCUUUACCUAUUGAACAGAGGACAGAUAUCAGAAACUACAUUCUGCAUUAUGUGGCAUCACAACCUAAGUUGGCUCCCUUUGUCAUCCAAGCUCUUGUUCAAGUUAUUGCUAAAAUUACUAAAUUGGGAUGGUUUGAAGUUCAGAAAGACCAGUUUGUCUUCAGAGAAAUUAUUGCUGAUGUAAAAAAGUUUCUUCAGGGCACUGUGGAACACUGUGUAAUAGGAGUGAUAAUCCUUUCUGAAUUGACUCAGGAAAUGAAUCUGGUUGAUUAUUCUAGACCUUCAGCAAAACACAGGAAAAUAGCUACCUCAUUUCGUGAUACUUCUCUCAAAGACAUAUUUGUACUAGCAUGCUCUCUUCUAAAAGAGGUAUUGUCCAAACCUUUGAAUCUUCAGGAGCAAUGUCAACAAAAUCUGGUAAUGCAGGUCUUGAAACUGGUCCUCAACUGCUUAAGCUUUGACUUUAUUGGCAACUCAGCAGAUGAAUCUGCAGAUGAUCUUUGCACACUGCAGAUACCAACGACCUGGAGAACAAUUUUCCUGGAACCAGAAACAUUGGAUCUUUUCUUCAAUUUGUAUCAUUCACUUCCACCACUACUGUCUCAGUUGGCACUUUCAUGUUUAGUGCAGUUUGCUUCUACAAGAAGGUCUUUAUUUAGCAGUCCCGAACGUACCACAUACCUUGGUAAUUUAAUUAAGGGAGUAAAAAGGAUACUUGAAAACCCUCAGGGUUUGUCUGAUCCAGGUAAUUACCAUGAAUUUUGUCGAUUUUUAGCUUGUUUAAAGUCAAAUUAUCAGCUGGGAGAAUUAGUCAUGGUGAAGGAAUACCCUGAAGUUAUUAGACUGAUUGCUAAUUUUACUAUCACUAGCUUACAGCAUUGGGAGUUUGCUCCCAACAGUGUUCAUUAUUUAUUAACUCUGUGGCAAAGGAUGGUAGCAUCAGUUCCUUUUGUGAAGUCAACUGAACCCCACUUAUUAGACACUUACGCACCUGAAAUCACCAAGGCUUUUAUCACUUCUCGGUUGGAAUCUGUGGCCGUAGUUGUGAGAGAUCACUUAGACGAUCCGCUGAAUGAUACCACUACUGUAUUUCAACAGCUGGAGCAGUUGUGCACUGUCAGCAGAUGUGAAUAUGAAAAGACGUGUACUCUUCUUGUACAGUUGUUCGACCAAAAUGCACAGAAUUACCAAAAACUUCUGCAUUCACCUUCUCGGACAACUCUAGACAUAGCAAUUCAAGAAGGUCGACUUGCAUGGCUGGUAUACUUAGUUGGGACAGUUGUAGGAGGAAGAUUAACAUAUACCAGUACGGAUGAACAUGAUGUUAUGGAUGGAGAAUUAUCCUGUCGAGUUUUUCAGCUUAUAUCUUUAAUGGAUACUGGAUUGCCUCAAUGUUCUAAUGAGAAAAUAGAGCUUGCAGUUCUGUGGUUCUUGGAUCAGUUUCGUAAAACAUAUGUUGGUGAUCAGCUUCAGAGAACCUCAAAGGUUGUACGCCUGAGGAGUGAUGUAUCCAGAGUUCCAGAGAAGGCUUGGAAAAUAGCUAAGGUAUAUGCCCGUAUGUCAGAAAUCUUAGGAAUAACAGAUGACAACCAUGUUCUGGAAACAUUCAUGACAAAAAUUGUUACAAAUCUUAAAUACUGGGGAAGAUGUGAGCCUGUAAUUUCAAGGACUCUUCAGUUCCUAAAUGAUCUUUCUGUUGGCUAUAUCCUUCUAAAAAAACUUGUGAAAAUAGAUGCUGUGAAAUUCAUGCUAAAAAAUCACACGAGUGAACACUUCCCCUUUCUUGGCAUCAAUGACAGUUAUAGUCUCAGUGACUUCAGGUGCCGAACAACCUUCUACACAGCCCUCACUCGCCUUCUGAUGGUAGAUCUAGGUGAAGAUGAGGAUGAAUUUGAGAAUUUCAUGCUGCCUCUUACAGUCUCUUUUGAAACAGUAUUACAAAUAUUCAACAACAACUUUAAACAAGAAGAUGUGAAGCGUAUGUUGAUCGGGCUGGCAAGAGAUCUUCGAGGGAUUGCCUUUGCACUGAACACAAAGACCAGCUACACCAUGCUGUUUGACUGGAUGUACCCAACAUACCUUCCAGUUCUUCAGAGAGCUAUUGAACAGUGGUACGGAGAGCCAGAAUGUACAACUCCCAUCUUAAAACUUAUGGCAGAACUAAUGCAAAACAGGUCCCAGCGUUUGAAUUUUGAUGUAUCAUCUCCAAAUGGAAUUCUUCUCUUCAGAGAAGCUAGUAAAAUGAUUUGUACUUACGGUAAUCAGAUCCUGUCCCUUGGGAGCCUCUCCAAAGAUCAGAUUUAUCCAAUGAAACUCAAGGGCAUCUCCAUCUGCUAUUCAGCUCUUAAAUCUGCCUUAUGUGGAAAUUAUGUCAGCUUUGGCGUCUUCAAGUUGUAUGGGGACAACCAUUUUGACAAUGUACUCCAGGCCUUUGUCAAAAUGCUGCUGUCAGUGUCCCACAGUGACUUGCUACAAUAUCGGAAGUUGAGCCAGUCUUAUUACCCACUCCUGGAAUGUCUCACCCAAGACCACAUGAGCUUCAUUGCCAAUUUAGAGCCUCCUGUGCUCCUCUAUGUUCUCACCUCUAUGUCAGAGGGACUCACAAGUCUUGAUACAGUUGUCUCCUCCAGCUGCUGUACCAGUUUAGACUACAUCGUCACCUACCUCUUCAAGCACAUAGCAAAAGAGGGCAAGAAGCCACUUCGAUGCAGAGAGGCUACCCAGGCUGGUCAGAGACUAUUACAUUUUAUGCAGCAAAACCCAGAUGUCCUGCAGCAGAUGAUGUCCGUCCUGAUGAACACCAUUGUCUUUGAAGACUGUAGAAACCAGUGGUCAGUGUCCAGGCCUCUCCUGGGGCUUAUCCUCCUCAAUGAGAAGUAUUUCAGUGAGCUGAGAGCAAGUCUGAUAAACAGCCAACCUCUCCCUAAGCAGGAGGUUCUUGCCCAGUGCUUCCGGAACUUGAUGGAAGGCGUGGAGCAGAAUCUGUCCAUCAAGAACAGAGACAGGUUCACCCAGAACCUCUCUGUCUUCAGAAGAGAUGUGGCAGAGGCCUUGCGCAGUGAUGGCCGCCCUGAACUAUGUAGUCUGGACAUGAUGAGCUGACCUGACUCUCCAACCCUCUGCCGAGCAGCCAUUAUCAAGAGACUCGGAAUUCUGGGUCUCAAGACAGUGAUGCAGGCUAGCCCAGGGGAAUCUAUUUUUCAAAACAAAAAGCAAAAGCCCUACCUUUUUAUAAGUUUGGCCUAAUUGUAAAAAUUUAUAAUAGUGCACAAACAAAUUCAGUCUUUGCUCUGAAGAAGCAAAACAUGUGUUUUCAGUCUAUCAGAGAUCAUUACCUGGAUUGUCAUAAUGCUCUGAAAGUAUGUGGAAAUAACAUUUAACCAAAGAACAUAAUAAACCUGGUUUGCACCUAAGUGUGGACUAGUUAA
Fukomys damarensis (Damara mole-rat) is the source of this 3641-nucleotide messenger RNA. RefSeq names its product RAN binding protein 17 (gene Ranbp17). NCBI's taxonomy places the organism in Eukaryota, Metazoa, Chordata, Mammalia, Rodentia, Bathyergidae. The annotation marks the transcript as partial. Gene Ontology annotation, biological process: protein export from nucleus. The transcript has 28 exons. Gene Ontology annotation, molecular function: nuclear export signal receptor activity; small GTPase binding. The record is from RefSeq and is a predicted model, not a curated record. Gene Ontology annotation, cellular component: nuclear pore; cytoplasm.